AGAAAAAUAAAGUGAAGCAUAAAAUAGCCCCAGAUAUCCGGCAAACGGACGAAACGCCAAAAUUAAAAGAAAUACAAUCUCGCGGAAUCUCGCCGAUCUCGAGACGUCGCGAGACUUGAGCUUUGUCGGAGGAAGAGACUUCGCCUCCGAACUUCCCUCUGUGUUCCUGUGCGGCGCCGCCAGCAGCCCUAAUAAGCCCCGAGGACGUGACGGACGCGGGCUGCAAUGAGUGAGGAUAACAACGAGAUCAAGGGAGAGCAGGAAGUGGAUCUCAUGGAAGAGCUUCUGGACUCGGCAGAAAAUUUUGAUGAACUGAAUGAUGUUGCCGAUGAUAAAACCAAUAAGCGACGCAAGAAAGUCGUUGACAGUAAGGAGGCCUCAAGUAAGAACAAAAAAGAAGAUUCCAAAGAGAUGGCACUUAAAAGAAGCAAAUUAAAGGAGAAGCAGGAUGCUGCUCGAGUCAAAAGAGAAGGGAAAAAGAAAGUGAAAACUGUUAAGAAAGAUGGUGAAGGAGAUGAUGGAGGCAAGAUGGGGGAAGAAGAAGGGGAUAUGGAGUUUGAUACGAGGAGUGAAGCGUCAUCUGACCACCAGUUCUCGGAUGAUGAACCAUCCAUGAGUGAGGCUUCACACGCAUCCUCCAUUUCUCGGGAAUCUUCACCUGAGAAGGAAGAUAUUGAAGAAGAAAAGGAAACAAGAAAAAGGAAACACAGUGCAUCGGAGACCUCAGUGAAGAGUAAUGACGAUUCACCGGAAAAGAAGGUGAAGGAGAAUACAACGAAGAAAAAAUAUGACUACAUAACAAAAAUAAAUUACAUGUUCCGUGAUGCGCGGUUCUUCCUGAUGAAGUCAAACAAUGGAGAGAACAUUGUUUUGUCAAAGGCCAAAGGUGUGUGGUCUACACCUCCUCAGAAUGAAGCUAAGCUCAAUCAGGCUUACAGGGAAGCCAGGAAUGUAAUCCUUAUCUUCUCGGUCAAAGAAAGUGGACGCUUCUGUGGAUUCGCACGCCUGUCAGGGGAGUCAAGAAGAGACCUUCCCCCAGUGUCCUGGGUUCUGCCGCCAGGAUUGUCAGCUCGUGCUUUGGGGGGAAUAUUUGAGAUGGAUUGGAUAUCCAGGAAGGAUCUCUCCUUCACCAAAACUCAGCACCUCUAUAAUCCCUGGAAUGAAGGCAAACCAGUGAAGAUUGGAAGAGAUGGUCAGGAAAUUGAACCACGAGUAGCGGAGGAGCUUUGUCGACUCUUUCCCAAAGAUGACGGGGUUAAUCUCACACCAGUCUUGCACAAAAGCAAGCGAGCAGCACGCGUUGCUCGGGCCAGGGGGCCUCUCCGCCGGCCACUACAACCAGCAGGAGACCGCCGUGGCCGCCCCAGAGAACGUGGAAACUUCCGGGGCCGAGGGGACGUAAGCUUCAGGUGCGUCACUACCACCAAGGUUCAGUCACGGCUUGGAGAGUUACAUAUCAUAUUGAUGUUGCCAGUGAUGGCUCUCUGGGUAAUGAUAGCUUCAUCUCUCACCAGUGCACAACUAGUACUGUGGCCAUCACAUUACAUAACACCACACAUGUUGCAGUUUGAAACUGAUUUAGUAAUGAAACCCUAUAAUUCUAUCAUGCAACAGCACACAUGACCCAGUUUUAAAUAAGUGGAAAUCAGUAUUUAGACAGAUUCAAGACAAUUUUUUCAGUAUUCAUCACAAACAACAGUCAGUGCUGGUCUCGGGUUGAAGUUGUGUUGUGGAAGGAGAUGUAUGGUAGCAUUCUCUAUGGUGGCAACAGUGGCAACUAGCAGAUAAGACUCUCCAGUAUCCAAUACAGUAAAUGGACUGACAGUCAGUAAGUGCGUGGCAACGUGUCACGGAUUCUGCUAGUAUCAGGGUAAACACGUGAGACUGGCAUGGCCCCUCGUGGGUCAGCCCCACUCACUCCCUCAGUGUCUUGUUACCGCUCUGUCUCUCACCCCAGUGCUGAGGACCCCUAUCCUCUCACAGGACUCUGUCCCUUUCUCUCUCACACAACCUGGCUAGUGAGUGACACACCCACCACAAACAUAACCAGUGCAGUGCGUACCUCCACAUCAGUUAAUACCUAACUACCAUCAUCAAGAGCAGGCAUAGACUAGGUGUUUCCUUUUGAUAAUUAGAACUUCAGAUAGUAGAAGAGUAAAUAUAUGCUGGUAAAUAAGUUCUACCCAGUGGACUUGUCCGUCAGUAUAUCUUAAGAGACCAUUAUCCAAAUAGUAGUAUAAUGAACUUUCAGUGAAAGUAGUGAGUGGUUGGGUCAAGUCCAUAUACCAGCAGUAGGUGACACUCACUAGCAGGUUGGCACAGAGCCAGGCCCCACCAUGUGGACUCGGCUUAGCUGUAAGGUAUUGGUCAUAAACUUUUUUGUAAGGUAGUGUCUUGCAUGGACUCGCUCAAGCAUUCAGGACCAAGUGUGUUGGAGAUCCUAUAAGUUCACACAAGAGAUUAAUAGGUGACUGAAGCCCUGAGCUAAGUCAUUGAUCAAUGAGAGAGUAUUUGCCUGGCUAGUGAAAUAGUGUGGGGGAUAUUAGUGAGUGAGAAAUGAUCAGUGAAAGUGAGAAGUGAAGUAAAAGUGAAAUGGUGAAAUAUCAGUGCAUUGUGUUGCGCUCAAGACAGCAAGAGGGCAAGUCCCUGCCAUCUGUAUUGUCAACACAACACAUCAUCUUCGAACUUGGUGAGUAUGCCAAUAAUUAUUCAUACU
Molecule: messenger RNA, 2716 nt
Organism: Penaeus indicus
Lineage: Eukaryota; Metazoa; Arthropoda; Malacostraca; Decapoda; Penaeidae
Gene: Ythdc1
Product: YTH domain-containing protein 1-like
Exons: 9
Coding region: 226-1623 (465 amino acids)
Biological process (GO): mRNA splicing, via spliceosome; regulation of alternative mRNA splicing, via spliceosome
Cellular component (GO): nucleoplasm
Molecular function (GO): mRNA binding; N6-methyladenosine-containing RNA reader activity
Source: RefSeq, a predicted model, not a curated record